Messenger RNA from Etheostoma cragini (Arkansas darter), 1475 nucleotides. Its product is annotated as polycomb complex protein BMI-1-like. Gene Ontology annotation, cellular component: PRC1 complex. Lineage: Eukaryota; Metazoa; Chordata; Actinopteri; Perciformes; Percidae. Gene Ontology annotation, biological process: negative regulation of transcription by RNA polymerase II. Gene Ontology annotation, molecular function: metal ion binding; promoter-specific chromatin binding. The record is from RefSeq and is a predicted model, not a curated record. Bases 153 to 1154 code for a protein of 333 amino acids. The transcript is spliced from 9 exons.
CGUGAUCCAAAAUGGGCAGUCCUCUGACGGGGCUGAAAAAAAAAAAAGCCAUUUUCUGGCGCUGCUGCAAAUUCUAUCCAAGUCCAAAUAAUUGAGCUGGAUCCUCGUUGUGGAGGAGAGGGAGACUUUGAUGUCUAAUCAGAUCUGUCCAGAUGGAUAAAAUGCAGCCCAACCGGAUUAAAAUCACAGAUCUGAACCCACACCUUACAUGCCCACUGUGCGCUGGUUACUUAAUUGAUGCUACAACCAUAGUAGAGUGCCUGCACUCCUUUUGUAAAACUUGCAUCGUUGCCUUCCUGGAGACAAAUAAGUUCUGCCCUCGAUGUGACGUUCAGGUUCACAAGACAUGUCCACAGCUCAGCAUCAGAGCAGACAAAACUCUACAAGAUAUAGUUUAUAAGCUUGUUCCUGGGUUAUUUAAAGAUGAGAUGAAACGGAGGCGGGACUUCUACGCAGAGAACCGUGUGCUGGAACCAGGGGAAGUGGUGGAGACGUUUAACAUAGCAGAGGAUGAAAUCAUCAGUCUGUCCAUACAGUUCUACGAGAGGAACAAACAUAAUGAGAGGCAGCAUUCAGAGAUGGAAGGAGACAAGUCCAAUGGUAAACGCUUCCUGCAGUGCCCAGCAGCCAUGUCCGUCAUGCACUUAGCAAAGUUCCUCCGAAGCAAGAUGGAUAUUCCCAACAACUAUCGGGUGGAGGUGUUGUAUGGAGACGAGCCCUUGAAGGACUACUACACACUAAUGGAUAUUGCCUACUUCUAUGAGUGGAGACGAACUGGACCCAUCCCCCUGCAGUAUCUGGUCAAACCCACCCGGAAGCGCAGGAGGCCGUCCCAGUCUGUCGCCCAGGGCCACUCCGACGGCGUCAACACCAGCCCAACAUCGGAGAGCGACUCCCAAAGCGACAAAGUCCACAGUCCCGCCGCAGUCCAGCCGCCGCGAGCCUCCUCGCAGUCCGGCGCCGCGUCCCACAACUUCCCCCCCACCGUCCAAAGCUCCAACGGUACCACUGUGCCCAACAACACUCAGCGACACACUCACGCCUCCAAACAGGGCGCCAACGCUCGGAAGGUGACUGUCAACGGCACAAGCUCUGGGGCUGGCAAAGAGGAGGCGAGGGGAGGCGACAAAAGCGAUUUGCCUCCGACAACCUAACAUGUGUAUGGGGCAGCAGGGAGGACAGUGUUUGAAUUGCUCCCUUGAUUUCUUACUACAAAACAAAAAAUGGAGGAGCUCAAGCCUCCUUCCUCUUGGACAAACAGGAGGCAGAUUACUGUCAGAAGGAAAGACUGAAAAGGGCAGCCAAAAAGACACUUGGAUGUGUGUGUGUGUGUGUGUGUGUGUGUGUGUGUGCGUGCGUGUGUGUGCGUGCGUGCGUGUUUGUUAGACUAGAACAGUGCACACAUACAAACUGUACAGUAUGUAUCAAAUGUGAGCAUGUGUGCAUACAUAUGUAUAAACUUAUCUUUUAUACAA